Antechinus flavipes (yellow-footed antechinus) is the source of this 1212-nucleotide messenger RNA. RefSeq names its product olfactory receptor 10R2-like. The transcript is spliced from 4 exons. Gene Ontology annotation, biological process: G protein-coupled receptor signaling pathway. Gene Ontology annotation, molecular function: G protein-coupled receptor activity; olfactory receptor activity. The record is from RefSeq and is a predicted model, not a curated record. Gene Ontology annotation, cellular component: membrane. Bases 1 to 1212 code for a protein of 403 amino acids. NCBI's taxonomy places the organism in Eukaryota, Metazoa, Chordata, Mammalia, Dasyuromorphia, Dasyuridae.
AUGAAGACCUCAUGUAAGACAGAGACGUACCGACUAGGGCUCCAGGUGGUUUUAGUCAAAUGUUGUAUUGACAAAAGGGCCAGUCCUUAUCAACAGCAACAGUUCCAAGGAGUAGUGAGUUCCUGGAAUUAUGUAUUUGGAGCUAAAACACAGGUGAAAACCUUGUUGUUCUUGGAUCUGACUUUCCCAUAUAAAUCUGGGAAUGAAUUUACCACCGACUCAAUAUCAGAGAUGAAGAAUAAGAUCACUGAUGAGGACUAUCAGAUACUCUCUAGGAACCUCACCAUGGUCACUGAAUUCUUAUUGCUGGGAUUUUCUGACUUUCAGGAAUUGCAGUUUGUUCUCUUUGCUAUUUUUUUCUGCCUCUACCUGCUCAUCCUGGGUGGAAACAUCACCAUUAUCAUCACAGUCCGCCUAGAGCACAGCCUCCAUACCCCAAUGUACUUCUUCUUGGCUGUCCUUUCUUUUUCUGAGACUUGUUAUACCUUUACCAUCCUACCCAAGAUGCUUCUCAACCUCCUAUCUGUGCUCAGGACAAUAUCGUUCAUCAGUUGUGCCAUCCAAAUGUUCUUUUUUCUUGGAUUUGCAAUCAACAACUCCCUGUUGUUGGGUUUGAUGGGUUAUGAUCGCUUUGCCGCCAUCUGUCACCCUCUGCGCUACCCAGUUCUCACGAGCUGGUGGAUAUGCAAGGUGAUGGCAGCAACUUGUGGUGUAGCAGGUUUUAUGAUUUCAUUGCUGGGUACAUUUCUGGUCUUCAGCCUACCAUUCUGCAACUCCAAUAGGAUUGAUCACUACUUCUGUGACAUUGCACCUGUCAUUCAUCUUGCUUGUGGGGAUUUCUAUAUCAAUGAGGUGAUCAUAUUCAUUGGUGGGGUUGUGACACUCAUGGUCCCCUUGACUUUCGUCUGUAUCACCUAUGGUUUCAUUGUCAGAACUAUCAUGAGGAUCCCAUCAACUGAAGGGAAAAAGAAAGCUUUUUCUACCUGUGCCACCCAUCUCAUAGUGGUUGUGGUCCACUAUGGCUGUGCAUCUUUUGUCUACUUGAGGCCUUCAUCCAAGUACACAUCUAGCAAGGAUCGGCUGGUGACAGUGACUUAUACCAUCAUCACCCCCUUGUUGAAUCCUUUACUUUACAGCCUUAGGAACAAGGAUGUUCAGAUGGCCAUUCGAAAGGUGAUAAGCUGGGGAAAAUUUUCUCUUAAAAACAUAUAA